CUUGGACUUUCGCGUGUUUUCUCAUUAUGCGAUUGAAUCACCUAUUUUCGGCAGCUGCCUUAGCUGUGGCCUUCUGCGCCGAAAACGCUUCAGCUGCGAAACAUGGACGUUUUGGCCAGAAGGCCCGAGACUCGUUGAAUUUGGCCAAGCGCUCUUCACAGUCGUCCUCUUUUACGCCCGAGAAGCGGACGAAGGAGCAUUUCCGUUUCCUCGACAAGAAAACUACUCCUUAUCUGGUAGAGAGUCUCCCCGAUGUCUCCUUUGAUGUUGGCGAGAUGUACUCGGGAUUGGUUCCAAUUGAGAAGGGUAACGACAGCCGCGCUCUUUUCUUCGUGUUUCAGCCCAAGCUCGGAGAGCCCGUUGAUGAGCUUACGAUCUGGCUCAACGGCGGACCUGGUUGUAGCUCUCUGGAGGGCUUUUUCCAGGAAAACGGGAGGUUCGUUUGGCAGCCAGGAACAUAUGCCCCUGUCGAGAACGCAUACUCCUGGGUCAACCUUACCAACAUGUUAUGGGUUGAACAACCGGUGGGCACUGGGUUCUCCGUCGGUACGCCGACUGCGGUGUCGCAGGAGGAUAUUGCGGAAGACUUUCUGAAGUUUUUCAAGAACUUCCAGGAAACGUUUGGAAUUGAACGUUUCAAGAUUUUCGUUACUGGAGAAAGCUAUGCAGGACGCUACGUCCCCUACAUUUCUGCUGCUAUGUUGGACAAGAAAGAUAAGAAACACUACGAUCUGUCCGGUGCCAUGGUGUAUGAUCCAUGCAUUGGACAGUUCGAUUAUGUGCAACAGGAAGCGCCAGCCGUGCCCUAUGUGCUAGAACAUGCUGCCUUUUUCAACUUCAACGCCAGCUUUUUGGAGGAGCUCGAGAGUCUUCACGAGUCGUGUGGCUACAAGGAUUAUCUGGAGGAGUACCUGGUUUUCCCACCUUCCGGCGUGCAGCCGCCCAAGUCCUUCAAUUACACCAGCGAGGCCAACUGCGAUGUUUUCGAUCUGAUCGACAAUGAAGCGAUGAGAAUCAACAGUUGCUUCGACAUCUAUGAGAUCAGCUUACAGUGCCCGCUGGCUUGGGAUGUCCUUGCGUUCCCCACGGAGCUGGUCUACCAGCCCGAGGGAGCGACUGUUUAUUUCGACCGGGCAGACGUCAAGCGUGCCAUGCAUGCUCCUCAAAAUGUCACCUGGGCCUCGUGCUCCGUAGAAAGCGUGUUUGUCGGUGGCAGCGGGGGUCCCGAGCAAGAGGGUGACUUCUCACCGAACCCGAUUGAAAAGGUACUUCCCCAGGUGAUUGAGGCGACCAACCGCGUCCUGAUCAGCAAUGGCGAUUAUGAUAUGGUUAUCAUCACCAAUGGGACUCUGUUAUCCAUCCAGAAUAUGACAUGGAACGGAGAUCUUGGAUUUCAGACGGCGCCCACGAAACCGAUCCACAUCACCCUGCCAGAUCUCCAAUACGCCGCAGUUCUAGAGGAGAACGGUUUCACCUGGGACCAGGGGCAGGGAGUGAUGGGAGUGCAGCACUUUGAGCGUGGAUUGAUGUGGGCCGAAACAUUCCAGAGCGGACACAUGCAGCCGCAAUUCCAGCCCAGAGUGACCUACCGUUAUCUCGAAUGGUUGUUGGGUCGGACUGACGCAUUGUAAGAUGAAGUUAACAGGGACGUCACUGUAUAGAAUUAUGAGGCUUAGAUUCAGCUCAGAUAGGAUAUAGAACUAGAGAUAGAGAUCUAUAUUACAUAGAGCACUUCAGUAAGUUGAUUACUGGAGCAAUAUUCCAAUGUUG
Aspergillus ochraceoroseus IBT 24754 is the source of this 1770-nucleotide messenger RNA. RefSeq names its product putative pheromone processing carboxypeptidase (Sxa2) (gene sxa2). Lineage: Eukaryota; Fungi; Ascomycota; Eurotiomycetes; Eurotiales; Aspergillaceae. Gene Ontology annotation, molecular function: serine-type carboxypeptidase activity. The record is from RefSeq and is a predicted model, not a curated record. Bases 27 to 1631 code for a protein of 534 amino acids. Gene Ontology annotation, biological process: proteolysis. The transcript has 4 exons.